Coniophora puteana RWD-64-598 SS2 is the source of this 1546-nucleotide messenger RNA. RefSeq lists its product as uncharacterized. Lineage: Eukaryota; Fungi; Basidiomycota; Agaricomycetes; Boletales; Coniophoraceae. Bases 49 to 1356 code for a protein of 435 amino acids. The transcript has 9 exons. The record is from RefSeq and is a predicted model, not a curated record.
CCUGCCAGCCCCUGCUUAGGCAAAACUCUACCGAAAGCUUGAUACUACAUGUCAACCACAGACACAAUUCGUAGUAGUGUGUCGCAUCACGACGACCUCAUUCGCCUGAUUGGAGCCCUCGAUUACGCGCCCAAGGCUCUCCAGAGCCAGCAGGAGUACAUUCGAGGGCUUAACACGCAGCUAGAGGUGGUUACGAAGAACAUUCAGGAGCUCGAGAAGACUACGAAGAAAGAGAAGAAGGAGCAUAAGGAGGUUUCAGAAAGUAAGAUCAGGAAGUUCGCGUAUCGUGUGGGUGGCCAGGGGAACAAGUAUGACCAGCGUGUUGAAAAAGAGCACAGGGAGUUCGUGGAAGCGCUAGAGAAGGAGAUGAGGGCGAAGGAGGAAGCAGAGCUGUUCAAGAAGAUACUAGAUGAGGGCAACGAAGUUUUAAGGAACCUCACCGCCGAAGCGUCCCGUCACAGCGAGCUGAAGGCGCAACUUGAUCACCUCUACAAAUCGAUCUUUGACGGUCCUACCUCAGAGUUCCCUCUCGAUGACCAACUCGAACGCGCCGUUCACCAAGCUCAGCAGCGUUAUGACCAGAUCCAGCUGUGUCUUAACAGCGAGUCGCAAGUCGUUGACCUGCUUUCUCGUGCUUACGACCUCAGCGCUCGCGCUCAGCAGGAGAUGCAGCAGGCCUUAUCAUACUCGACUUGGGACAUGUGGGGCGGUGGGGUUGGAGCGGAUAUGAUGGAACGCAAUGCGGUCAGUACGGCGACGAGCUACGCAGGCCAAGCAGACAUGUUGGUGCAUCAGGCGAUCAUACACGCGAACUCACCGGACGAUGUGCAACCAAUCCCGGGAUUGCAAAUCCCACAGAUCUCGUCAACAAUGGACAUAUUCUUUGAUAACAUCAUCACCGACAUGAAUGCUCACCACAAGAUUGAGAUGGCGACAAACCAGCUUCAAGAAGCUCGUCAAUUCCUGACGCACCAGCUUUCAAGUUCACGCAGUCGGGCCGACGUCAUCGGUAACGAUCUCCUCCAAGCCUCUAACGCGCUUAGCCAUGCACGCGGGGAGCUCGAUGGUUAUCGAAGACGAUUGUUCGAUCAAGUCGCCCACAGCGGUAACAGCGGAGAUGGCGGGGGAGCAAAUGGAACGGCUCCUCCAAUACCAUCGCAAUACGCCCCUCCGCCUUACCCGCCGCCUCAGUUUACUGGCGGAGUUGAGUUGGCUGGAGGAGAGGCGGCACAAGAUAGUCAGCCAGGGGCACAGGAGAGGCCGGAGAUGCCCAUGGCACCAGUACCGUCCUGGGGAUCCCGGAAUCCAUAUGCGGCGCAGAUGGCAUCAGGCAGAGAAGGAAAAGACUCACUAUGAUGCCCGCCCUGGAUCUGUCUUACUGGACGAUAUCUAAUAAUAUACCGUUCAGAGCCCUGAAUUCUGAUAGAAAAUGCGGCCUUCAGCUCACCCUCAUACACUCAAGGUAUUGUCCAACACUCUUGGAAUCAACGCUCACAGCAUAACUUCAUGCUGCGGACUCAUGCUGCGUCCAAAACCAGGGUAUCCU